Molecule: messenger RNA, 934 nt
Organism: Scaptodrosophila lebanonensis
Lineage: Eukaryota; Metazoa; Arthropoda; Insecta; Diptera; Drosophilidae
Exons: 1
Coding region: 1-849 (282 amino acids)
Source: RefSeq, a predicted model, not a curated record
AUGUUACUUGCCACCUUACCCUCCCCUGCCCAGCAGGUGAGUGCAGAGUUCCCCUACCUCCAGGCACGGCCAAGGCGCAUGCAACCCCCACGGUACGAGGCAAGCGCGUUUGCUGGCUUAGACGACUUCAAUGGAGACGGCAUAACCAAUGCGGAGAAUCCAGCUUCGGGUGCCAGUUGUGACAGAGAAGACAACGGCAGGGGUCGACGACCCCAGGAUCAGCGGGGGAAGUUCUCCCAAAACCUUGGCAACUCUAGAAGCACAAAGCAGCGUGCCUCUGGUAUAGCUGUGAAGGCUGCGCAGGAGGCCAAAAAGGCCAACGACGAUAUGAGCUCGGCAGUUAAGAUAGCCUCCCAAAAAAUUAAGCUAGAGUAUGCCGAGAAGGCGGCCGCUGCCGCCAAGGCUGCUGAGGCGGUGCUAGCGGGAAAAGCUCAAGUUUUGGAGCAAUUAGAGCUAGAGGUGCGUGAGGCGGAGCUUGUAGUUCAAGAGGAGUCCCAGGCACUCUGUACGGCCGAGUCCAAUAGUCAACUUGCGGGGAAAGCAGCCUCCCAAGCCAAGGAGGGGCUGAAACUAAUCCUCCAAGGCUUGAAAGUUGCGCGGGAAAAUUUUGAGAGCUCAGAACAAGUGUCGAAUGGCUGUAAACAAUCGCUCGCCGAUAAGACAAACCUUCUAGAGGCGGCCCAGAAACGAGUGACCCUCUUGCUGCGCCAGUUAACCGAGGCUCGCAACGACUUUACAAAAACAAAACAGGCGGCACAACGGGCCGCUUGUGCAGCAAACGAGGCCAAGGAGCGCAUUAACCGACAGCGGCGCAGGACAUAUCGAAAGAGAUGGAUCACAGAGGAAUAGUGUAUAUGGCGUUAAGUUCAAUUUGUUCCACAUUUUCCCAUUCUUGUACUUAAAUGUACAUUUCAAUAAAUUACUAAUUCCAGGC